This is a messenger RNA of Drosophila obscura, 1030 nucleotides long. RefSeq names its product survival of motor neuron-related-splicing factor 30 (gene Spf30). The record is from RefSeq and is a predicted model, not a curated record. The transcript has 3 exons. The coding region runs from base 79 to 810 and encodes 243 amino acids. Lineage: Eukaryota; Metazoa; Arthropoda; Insecta; Diptera; Drosophilidae. Gene Ontology annotation, molecular function: RNA binding. Gene Ontology annotation, biological process: regulation of alternative mRNA splicing, via spliceosome; mRNA processing. Gene Ontology annotation, cellular component: nucleus; cytoplasm; precatalytic spliceosome.
UUUCGUUGUCUUAACAAACAAACAUAGUUACAUAUCCAGGUGAUUUUUCUUUUAAGUAUAAAAAAAUAGCUUAAUUUAAUGGCAGACGAUUUGCAAAACUACAAAUUGCAGUUACAGCAGGUAGAAGCAGCGCUGCAAACAGAUCCAAAUAAUGAAGAACUUUUGAAACUAAAAAGUGAUUUAGAGGAGGUCAUUACAUUAACACGUGAUUUGAUUAAAACACAUUUAGAAGAACAGCAAAAGUCUUCGUAUGUAGAGCCCUCGUCAUCUAAAACAGCGUCCUCAAACUAUUUUGAUGAAAUCGAAGCUGCUCUUUUGGAAGCGGAAAAAUUAGUCACUGCUGCUAAAGUAUGGAAGAUUGGUGACAAAUGCCAAGCUAAAUGGAAGGAAGAUCGACAAUACUACGAUGCAACUAUAGAGGGUAUAACUAGCGAAGGCGAAGCCAGUGUUAUAUUUGAUGCCUAUCAAAAUCGUUCCACAACUACUGUGAGCGAAUUGCGUGAACGUAAUACACGUAACGAAGUUUUUCCGUCAACCAAACGUCACAGGCCAAAUCAAAAAGAAUAUUUAAAAAAAAGAAAACAAAAGAAACAACAGCGCUUUAAGGACUUGGAAGAAGAGCGUGAGUCUGAUAAAAAUAAAUGGAUUCACUUUACCACUAAAAAUCAAAAAAAGCCAGGAAUGAAAGUAAAGAGCAUAUUUGCAUCACCGGACAAUGUAAGUGGUAGAGUUGGAAUCGGUACAUGUGGAACGGCAGGAAAAGGCAUGACUGAUUUUACUGUUGGAGAAAAAUACCGUAAGGGUCUCUGAAAAGUAAAAAAAAUUUGAGAUAAAUUAGAGUAAAUACUGUAUUUUGAUUAUAAUAAAUUUACAUUUUGGUGUCAUACGAAAAACUCAAUAUAUGUGUUAAAGCCAUCUUUGUUGAUUUUAUAACUUGAUAACUCCACAAAAAUUCUUUCGCUGCCAAGUGGUAUUAGUUUUUGUAUUAUUAGUUCGAUUCGGAUUAUAAAUAAAUUAUAAAUUUAAUCCA